Messenger RNA from Racocetra persica, 172 nucleotides. NCBI's taxonomy places the organism in Eukaryota, Fungi, Glomeromycota, Glomeromycetes, Diversisporales, Gigasporaceae. The record is from the annotation of a GenBank genome assembly.
UUGUUCCUGGUGUCAUCAUUAUUGGAGCGUUAUUAUUCGAAUCGUUCUUGGAUCAUCGUUACUGGAAUCGUGGUGUUGAAAUCAUCAUUAUAGGUGUCAUUCUUAGAUCAUCGUUAGAGCCUUUUGGAGUCACCGUUACUGGAGCUAUUGUUACUGAAAUCAUAUUACUAGG